AUGUUCGCCGAUAAUCAAUCUUUAUUCGCUUUAUUUUCCGUAUUCGGCCUAAUAGGAUCUGUUUCUGGUGCUCCAGCUGCCGUGCCAGAUGGUGGACAAUUACACCAUGAUCACGCUGCUAAGCGUGGUGGUACUUGUUCUUUCCCUUCGCACGAUGGUAUGGUUGCAGUUCAGAAAAACGGUCAAAAUGGUGGUUGGGCUAUGCACAGUGAUCAACAAUGUUCGUAUGGUACUUGGUGUCCAUAUGCCUGUGAACCAGGUCAAUUGAUGGGUCAAUGGGAUACUAGUGUUACCUCUUAUAGUUAUCCUGGUUCUCAGUACGGUGGUUUGUACUGUGACUCCAAUGGUGACUUGAAGACUCCAGAUGACAGUAAACCAUACUGUUACGAUGGUGCAGGUACUGUUGUUGCAAAGAACAGUGCUGGUUCCGAUGUCGCCUUUUGUCAAACUGUGCUACCUGGUAACGAGGAAAUGUUGAUCCCAACCAAUGUCGGGUCUGGAUCAUCGCAGACCUUGGCCGUUCCAGGUCCAGAUUACUUUGCUGGUACCGCUGCACACUACUAUGUGAACCCACCUGGUGUCAGUGUCUCUGACGGUUGUCAAUGGGGUAGUGAUUCCAAGCCUUAUGGUAACUGGUCUCCAUACGUUGCUGGUGCCAAUCAACAGUCUGAUGGUUCCACUUUUGCCAAGAUUGGUUGGAAUCCUAUCUAUUUGGAUAGCGGUUUCAAAAAUACUAAACCAUCUUUUGGUAUCAAGAUCACUUGUGAUGAUGAGUCCAACUGUUCUGGUUUGCCAUGUUCCAUCGAUCCUAGUAAGAACGAUGUGAAUUCUGUUUCCAGUUCUACUAGUUCUUCCGGUGCAGGCAAUGGUAAUUUCUGUGUUGUCACUGCUAGAAACGGCGCAAAGGCUAACAUUGAAGUCUUCAGCGUUUAA
Messenger RNA from Torulaspora delbrueckii, 933 nucleotides. RefSeq lists its product as uncharacterized. The transcript has a single exon. Lineage: Eukaryota; Fungi; Ascomycota; Saccharomycetes; Saccharomycetales; Saccharomycetaceae. The record is from RefSeq and is a predicted model, not a curated record. The coding region runs from base 1 to 933 and encodes 310 amino acids.